GCGGGGCGCUGCGAGGGGCUGCUCCGUCAGCGGCGUUGCCUGUGGCGAGCCCCGGCGGUCCUAUGCGCUUGGCCGCGCUGUGGACGGGGGGCGCCGGCGGCAGCGGGGCUCCCCGGGCACAGCCGCCGCCUCGCGGCGAUGCGUGGGGAAGCGGUGCGCGGCCCCGGCGGGCGGCGGCGCAGGGGAGAGCUGCGGGGGCUUGGGGUGGUGUCGGAGACGGCCGUCAGACGGAGGGAGCUCGCGGGGAGGGACGGCGGGGACCGGCGGCCUCUGGGCAGCGCUGUCCCUGCCCGCCACCGCGCUGCUCGGCCGCCCGUGGCGGUUAACGGGCUCCCCGGGGAGCGCCUCCGAACCCGGCACCGCCUUGCUGUGUAAGAGCGAGCGACGGAGAGCGGGCUGCGGGGCUGUUGCCCAAGGCAUUUCCUGAAGUGCUGGGGGAGAAAAAGUAAAAUAAAAAAAAUAAAAAGGAAAAAUUUACUCCAGGUCUUUCUAUGCCAGGAAACCCGUAACAGGUGUCUGGUUUUCAGGUGAAUGCAUAUGUUGGAAAGGCAGGACAGGCCUGAUUCUGCCCACUGACAUUGUGUUCAGAUGUGAGUCGCUGAGCAGGGGGUGAAAAUGCAGCAGAGGCAUAAAGUCUGGUAGUGGCAAGAAGUAUUUUCCUUUGCCCUAUGUCUGUGUUUACAAGAAGCCUGGUGACCUGAGAUGGUUUCCGAUGGCUUUUUCUGGGCUGACAGCUGCUGCUGUACUGAAAGAGGCAUUUUCUGGUCUGCUGUCUACUGAAUUUAUGUAAAAGCUGGUAAACUGUCGCUGAGUCUUAAAUAAAUUUUGAGGCAGACAGGUGUUACUGCAAGGGAAGAAACUGCAGCACAGAGAGAGUGGUUGGCCAGAGAUCUUCCUGCAGAUGUAGCAGCGGGAAGCAUGGGGGAAGUGCCCCCAUGGAACGUGACUUGUGAGAAAAGGAGGUGAAAGCAUUUGCUGCUGUCCCUCUACGGUAAGGUUGGCUGGAGCUAAGAGCAGGUAACUGAAUAGAUUCCAGCUGGGUGAUGUGCCGCAUGCCUGGGGCGAAUGUGUCAGUCAGCACAGAUGGAAAAAGAGUGUAGUUCAGAGAAAGGUGUUUUUAAUCAAGAGACAGGCUGUCAGGGAGCUUAUUGUCCUGACCGCAUUUGCCUUGCUUUUUCAGGCUGCCAGAAGAGAAGGCUCACAGCAGCAGCGACGAGGUUGCCUGGACAGAUGUGCCGGUGGCUAAGGCCGUGCGGACCCGGGUGAAGAACCUGCCCGCGGGCACCAGAGAGGAAGGCAGGGAACGGAGAAGAGUUCAGUGCAAGUCACAUUUGAAGAGGGUCCUCAGUUACCACCAGCAGCAAAUAUAAGCUGUGUGACGUGCAAAGGCCAGUCGGACUGCAGCAUGGUGCUUUACUGCCAUCUGUCUGCAGAAGCCGUGAAAUUCCCUGUCUCUGUAACGCAGCAGUCCCCAGCUGCUGUUUCUGUGGAUACGUAUCAUGUCACUUUGUCUCUGCUGCAGGCUCAGGUGGAGAUCCACUUGGAGGAGAUACAGAAUGAGGGUCUCCUGGUGUCAUGGACAUUCAAGGACAGACCAGACUUGAAUCUGUCAGUUCUUCCAAGAUUUCAACCUCGUGAGAAGAAUGAUGGGAGUGUGGGUCUGUCUACCAUAAAGGAUCUGAUUGAGGAUACCAUUGUCAGCACACAGCCAGCCUUGAUGGUACAUCUGAAAGCCUGCACCGCAGGAACUGGUGUGGUAUCCAGCAGUAAAUUGACUCGAGAUUCCCCAUCCGGUGUAGUAGCAGGCCCUUUAGGUUCAAAGCUUUUACUACGGAAUCUUCACGUGCUGAACUUGGGCUCCCAGGAAAAGGGAGGAGUUGAGGAGAUAUGCUGUGUCGUAGAGCUAGACAGUCCCCCACAGCAGAAAUGGAUGAGGCCAGUGACAGCUGGUAGUGCCGGCACUGCUGCGGAGAUGGAGUGGAAUGAGGAGCUCGUUCUUGAGUUGGGACCUAGAAGUAAGGAGCUGAAGCUACAGGUGCUGGGGAACAGUGGCAGAGGUGAAGAUGUGCUGCUGGCACAUACUACUCUUUUGCUUGAUCCUUUGAGCAAACGGCCAUCCGGGAGACAGAUCUGCUCUCUGGCCCCUGGAGCUGGGCAGUCACUGGCUGCUGAAGCUACCAUCGUACUGGAGCUGCUAUACCAGGAUUCUUCUACAUCUCUAAAUGCUCAGCACGCCACAUCUCUGCGUACCAGCAUCACCCCCACCAAGAAGGUGGAGAUGGACCGGACCAUCAUGCCUGAUGGCACGAUCGUGACUACUGUCACCACAAUUCAGUCCCGGCCCAAGGCCGACUGCAAGCUGGGUGAGGCUGCCCUAAGGCAGGAGUCUUGUAAAGAUUCACCCUCAAGAUCACCAUCCAAGGUGGAAGUGACUGAAAAAAAGACAACGGUUCUUUUGGAGAGCAGCUGUCCUCGCAGCCUUUUGCCCAGCAGUAGCAGGGACAGCCAGAUGCCUAAUGGCUUGGAUCCGGUGGCUGAGACGGCAAUCAGGCAGCUAACUGAGACAAAUAACAAGCCCGCAAAGAAGACCCCAACAAAACGUAGCACGCUGAUCAUCUCGGGAGUUUCAAAGGUACCUAUUGCUCAAGAUGAAAUGGCACUUUCUCUGGGUUAUGCUGCAUCCAUGGAGGCCACAGUGUAUGGGGCUUCUGGGGCGGUGAGUGCAGCUGACCAGAUGCAUGAUUCCACUGAAUCGUCACAGCUGCUGGAAGCGUCGCCAUCAGGACAAGGGGCCAGUCAGGAGCUGGAUGAGACAACGCGAUCAGACAUCUCUGAGAGACCAUCCAUGGAAGAUGUUGAAUCUGAAACUGGCUCCACAGGAGCCCUUGAGACCAGGAGCUUGAAAGAUCACAAAGUUAGCUUUCUUCGGAGUGGUACCAAGCUCAUCUUCAGGAGAAAGACCAAGCAGAAGGAAGCCGGCCUGAGCCAGUCACAUGAUGACUUGUCCAAUGUCACCACUAGUUCUGCCAGCAAGAAGAAAGCCGGCAGCUUCUCCCACCGCCUCAUCAAACGCUUCUCCUUCAAGUCUAAAUCCAAACCUAAAGCUAACGACAGCACAACAGGUGAGAACUGAAGGAGGGAGAUGCUGGUUGGAAAGAUUAUACAGAAAUCCUAUUUUAGUCUUUUGUCUUCCCACUCCAUGGUAUCUGAGUUCUGCAGUCCAGUUCCUUCCAACCUUGGCAGAGGGAAGACACCCCAGUGCUUUACACUGUUUGGGGAGCAAAGGUAGUGUACCCAGGGCUGAGACUGCACAGCCUUCUCUGACUGUUAUGCUCUCCCCAAAAAAAUCCAGCAGGCAUGCUAAUCCCCUUGGGGUUCCCAGGAGCUGCAGAAGUGACUCUGUAUAGCUGUCCAGCUUCACUAGGUGCUUCCUGGGACCUUUCAAGUGACAGCCUCAGAGUUAAAAACUGAGAAACUGCCAAGUUACCUGCAUUUUCAAGAGCUGCGGAAUGUAGCCUUGCUCCAUUCUGCUCUUGAGAGAGAAUGGUGCAGUUGCUGGCCAUUCUGUUGUUGCUCCUUCUCGAUGCAGAGGCUGUAACGUGACUGAGGUGUGGUGUGGGAUGAUGUGUGCAUUCCUGGGCUAUGUGCUGUGAGCAGAACAAGCUGCUGUUCCCCACCCAGAUCAGCUGUUGGAAUGGUCUCCGUUUCAGAAGGUGUGGAGGGUGCCUUUUUUCUGUGCUAUACUGAUGAAGAAAGGAGUCUAAGAAGGAGGAAACCUUAACCGCUAGAUGAGUUUUUGUAGAAGACCAAGUCCUUGCAAGAACAUCUGUUUGCUGCUUUUGGUGCUUCUUUAUCUAUGUUCUGGAGUGGGGAAGGGGCCAUGCUACAUAUUUGUACCAGCCAUCUUCCUGUACAAGUGGAACUGUUGUCCUUGUAGGUGGUUAGGGCCAUCUCUGGUAGGGCACUGGGGAAACAGAGGCUAUGGUCCAGUUCUGUAGUUCUCUUUAGCGGUUCUAACUCCAGUGACUGACGUGCUGGGGAUGAAUAGUGAGGAACGUGGCAAUGCUAGCGAAAGGGCAGUGUGAUGUGGAACCUGAGGCUGUGUGGUGUAAUGAGUAAGGAGCUUACAUGUUUUCACUGAUGAAAGGCAUUUCUUGUAGUAAAAAGCCUUUCUUGAUGGCAUGUGAACUAACCUCCUUCUAGAAAAUGUUAUCCUCUAUGUUUAAAGUGUGGACCUUUCUGCAGCGGGUGUUUUUUGAGGGAGAGCUGCAUGGGGGGAAAAAUCAGCUGCUUGCACAGGAGGAAACUGCCCUUCUAAAUGAAUGUUUUUCCAGUCUCUUGAAAGACGUGCAUUGUGAAUAUCCCAAGAGGCCCUGUUUGGAUGAGUGUAGCAACACUCCUUAGAAAAAUGCGUAUUAAUUGUUAAAGUAGAUUGUUUGAAUGGAAGCUCUUGCUUUUCUGCAGAGCUGUAGAGAUAGGGAAAUGGGUCAAAGGGGAGGAAAAGAAAUAUGGUAGAGAGAUCAUGUAAGCUUGGCUGGGUUCUUUAGCUCUGCUCUCCUGUUAAAAUACCUCCUGACGUGGGGGGCUCUUGCUAUACUUCAUUUAAGAUGCAACACAAUUGGAAAAGUAGUAGUACUCUGAAAUUGUUUGUGAUACAAUGCAUUGUGUUAUUCAGAAGGACAAAUCCUGGGUUACUGAUAAGGCCAUGUGCUAUUUCCAAAGACUGGAAUGUGUUUGGUAUGCCGUUGUGAAACAAUUUACAGGCAGGAAUUUUAGAGUGCAUCUCAAAAGUAUCAGGAAGUUGGGAAGGCCAGAGUCACCUGGGGCUUGGAUUGAAAGUGCUGAUGUAUGUCAAAAGAAGAAAGGAUUCUCAUUCUGAAACUGUAUGUUCCCUACAAGGUUGGACAUGCCAGAUAAAUGGGACUGUUCUAGCUGGCUGACCAGGAACUUCUCCAUCUAUUUCUUCUGGUUUGGAAGUCUUUCUGUUAUCCCCAAGCUCUUUCAUAUAGUUUAUCCUUUGUUUCUUUACUUGUCCAUAUGGUACUGUGGCUAGACCCUUAUGUCUUGAGUUGCGAGCUGCAUUGUGCACUACAGAUGUCAGAGUGCUUGCCCUUUCUCACCAAAAAUCAUUUUCCUUGAUGCAAGUAAAUAGUUCCUGCUGUACCACUUCUGGAAGUUGGCAGUCUGUGGCUGGCCUCUAGUGAUCCAGCUGCUGGUUUGUUGUAGCCUUCCUUCUCCAGGUUGGUUGGGGAGUCAUCCGUGGCACUGUCAUUCACAGGUGUGCCCUUGUUCCCAGUGCCCCAGUUCCCAGAGGGUUUGGUUCCAGUUUGGUGUUCUCUCUUGCACCAUCGCUCUGUCACUAACAUUACUUGACACUCUGUUUUUUGUCGUUGUUCUUUCUUAAAUGUGCUGGCUGAGCCUAGACAGCGCCACUUCUCUAGUGGGAUGGCUGUGAAACCUUGCAUUAGAAAUGGCUGUUUGAACUGAAGGGAACUUUAGGAAGAGCCAGCAGCUUUUCAGUUACAGAUUUAUAAUUGGACCUUCUGUGAGUCUAUUUUAAUAUUCACAUGUUCUUUAAAACCACGAGCAGUGUGAGCUACCUUGGCAUGGAGUUGCUGCUGGCAAAUGCCCAGGGCUCCCACCUGUACUUCUGGAAUGUGAAUUUGGGACUUGUGUGUGUAAGAAGGGCUGUGAGGGAUAGCAAGUGCUGCCUUUCUUGGCAUGGGUCACUGGAAAAUGUCAGUGAGGUUCUCCUCUGGUAAACACUUAGCUAGUUUUUAACUAGAAUAGUUUGCUCUACCUUGCAGGAAGGAGGCGAUAGGAAAGCUUGAAGUAAAGCCAAAACUAGAGUUCCUCACCAGCCUAAGGGGACUGAGGAAUUUUUUCUAGCUGCAUAAGAUGGGCAAUUCCUGGAAUACAUCCAUGGGCCUUACUGAACUUGUUCCCACUUUGUGGGAUACUCCAGGAUAUGGCUGUUAAUGAGUGGCAAUGGAAUUACUAUUUUUGAUUUUGAGUUUUGACCUGUCGGAAAUAUUUGGAAUAUCCUGCACUGUUGUCCAUAGAAUGAAUGGUACACAGGGUGCACAAUAGUGAUUGUGUAUUCUCCCUUGAAUUUUUGGUGGCGCUCUUUAUCACAGGCAGUAUAUUGGAUAUGAAAGUUUGUUGUAGAUAUCUGGCUUGCAGCGGAAAGGGUUAUUGUCAAGUUCAGAUGGAGUAUAUCCCCAAACAUUAAUUCCUGCAUCUGCUUAUGUUUUCUUUCUGCCACAUCAUUGCUCCUCAAAGUUCUACAGUGUAGGACUGAUAUUGUAGCCUUUGAUUUCCUACAAAAUCUUCUCUGAGUGCAGAAUAUUUUUUUCAGAGUAUUUGGGUAAGCUGGUGUUUGAAGGACAGUGGGGCAAGGGAGAAUGGCACAACUGUGUGCACUUGGAGUAUUUUACUUUUGGUACGUUACUGAUUUAACGCAUCCAUCCUUCAUAUCUGUACAUGAUUUCCUUUCUCUCGUGCAAGGUUAGUUUUGUCUUCCAAAGUAUUAAGUGUCUGUUUUUUUUGUAGUCCUGGCUAUGUGAGCAUGUGUGAAUCUCCUGACUUACUGAAGCCAAGAAUGGUAACAAAUCCACCUUGAGGGGAGAUGUGAUUAUCGGCCUGAGAAACGAUUCUUGUAUCCUAAUAUCCUAACUUUCUCAAAAGGAAGGGGAAGGUCAUGGAAGUCUCUGGUCUGCAGAAACUGUAGAGAAGGUCCCAUGGAGUUUUCACUCAUAAAACUGAUGUAUAAAAAAUCUGUUUGUAUUCAGUCACUGCCUGUGCUUUCUGCUUUAAAACAAAAGAAAUGGUGUUUGAAAUCAGCUUUUCCCUGUUUAACUUCUUGUGGGUACUCAUGCCCUCGCCUUGGUGCCAUUGCAGGGUCUGUGGUAUUUCAUAAGGACUGGGACCCCAGAGUAACAACAGUGUGCACCAUGGGCUGCCAUCUAACUUUUUGGACUCAAAAGAUCUGCCAUUGGUGUCUUAAGGGCAGGCUCAAUAUUUGCACCUCAUGAAAUUGAUCCUUGACCAGAUAUGUGGGGGAAGAGGAGUGUCAGAGCGGUGGACUUAAACAAAGAGAUGCUUCUGAAAGAGUUCAGCCUACUUAUGUGAGCCUAUAUUCCAAAUGCAACGUUUCAUUGCUGGCUAUGCAAGUAGAAAGAGUGACUUAAAUAAAGCCAAAGUAUACUUUUUUUUCUUCUCCCUGGUGUUUUAGCUGAAUAGAGUUAGGAUUUACAUAUACCAUGUAUUUUCACUUCUUUGAAAAAAAACAGAUUGCUCUAGCUGUAUGCUUGUAACUAUAGUUGUCUGGACACACCCUUUCUCCCUGUUUUGGUAAGGCUUUUAAGAACCUUCCUGUUGAAAAGCCCUUAGCAUCUGCCUGCAAAGGGUAUUCUGUGAUUCUGUAGCCUAUUAAAGAGAGAGAAAAAACAUACAUGUGAAUGAAGGGGACUGCAAAACCUCGUUUCUGGGGGGGAGGGGUACUGUAGGCUUUAAUGUGGUAGAACUUGACUGAGGCCUGGUAGGACAGGGACUCUUUGUCAGGUGAUAGGGUUGGAAUUAGAUGAUCUUGGAGGUCCCUUCCAGUCUAAAACAUUCUAUGGUUCCGUGAUUUGGAGAGGAGGUUCAAGCAUGUACAAUCCAAAGGUAGAGGGAUUGUAUACAUGCAUAUGUGUUUGCAUGUACUUGUGAACGGUGUGUUUUCUGUGAAUACCGAUCACACUGCAAAGUGAAUGGACAGGGUCAGUUAGUGGGCCGGGAGAAUGGCCUUAGGAGCCUCUGUGGUAUCCAUGAAAUAUUUCUAACCCUGAUAUACCUCCCCAGAGGUCAACUUGAGAAAGACAAUCUAGAUACUGCACCUGCGAAUGCCCUCAAAAUGCUUUUGUAGUUGAGGAUGGGUUUUUAGGCAGAUUUGGCUGAAGUGGGCGAGAGAGGGUGGAGACUCUUUCCAGCUGGUUGGAAAGCAGUUCAGGGGAGGGGAGUGUCAUGAAAACUUCACACCGAUGUGAGUGUAAGGGGCACGUCCUGUUUCUACACUAGAUCUGUGUGUAUGUCAGUGUGUAUGCUAAAAAGUGUUCUUUGUUUUAUUUUUCGAUUUGUUUUUAGAGAUGCUGCUUCAUGUGACAGCUACUCUCGUUUACUGUUUGCUAAUCAUAUAGAGAGGUUGUUACUGGGUAGCUGGAGAGAUGCUUGACCGUUGGGUGGAUGGUAUUUGCGAGUUCUGGAGUCUUUUGCCUUGUUCUCCCUUCCCUGCCCCUAGUUCAUGGUGAGUGUAAUGAUAGAGUAACAGUUCUGUUGGUGGUCAAACUUCUGGAAAAGGUCUUUGUCUACGUGUAAGAAUCACAGCUCUUUCUACAAGCGUAACUGCUCCGUACCACCUGUCCUUGCUUGUAGAGGCACUGGACCAAAUACCCAUGCUGAAUCUGAAUUAGCACCCCUCCUUUUGUGUGCUUUUUUAUUAUUUUUUUUGUACUUUAAUACCUUCUUUCUGGGUGGCUUAUUUUAACCCCAGAUUGUUUAAAGGAAAACAAAAAUAGGAACUGUGUAGUUACUUAAGAGAUGAAAAUAAAAUGACUUAAUUCAGAGUAAAUGAAUGAAGUUCUUGCACCUUUGUAAAUGUUGAAGAAUUCCAUUGCUGUGUAAUGGCUGAACCUGUUAACUUAUUAAAACACAUGGAAAUGAAAA
Messenger RNA from Cygnus olor (mute swan), 8703 nucleotides. It is a transcript of the gene C2CD2L, whose product is annotated as C2CD2 like. Gene Ontology annotation, cellular component: cytoplasmic side of apical plasma membrane. The transcript has 14 exons. Bases 1406 to 3133 code for a protein of 575 amino acids. The record is from RefSeq and is a predicted model, not a curated record. Gene Ontology annotation, molecular function: phosphatidylinositol binding; phosphatidylinositol transfer activity. NCBI's taxonomy places the organism in Eukaryota, Metazoa, Chordata, Aves, Anseriformes, Anatidae. Gene Ontology annotation, biological process: positive regulation of insulin secretion involved in cellular response to glucose stimulus.